AUGGAAAAGAAGUCAAUUUCAGAUAGUGUUGACGAGUACACCAGCUCCGUCUUGGAAACCCCAACGACUGUGCAGGAAUUUGACUCUCAUUCAGCAAUUUUUCCGAACUAUUCUAACAUUGAAGUUGAGAAAUCUGAGACCAUUUUGAGCAACAAGUCGGAAUCAGAGCUUCAAGUUGAUCGUAGCACUGCUCAUACCGAUGAUCAAGAAGAGAAUAUUGGAAGAAAUCCCUUUCAGUUUUUUGUCAAGUCAGAUUUGCUUUUUCUUACUCCAGCAAUAUUUUUCAACGCAUUAUGUGCAGUCACUGAUGUAGCUAGCACGAUAAUGGUAAACCGCAUGUUCACGAGAUUAACGAACUUCCAAACAGGGAAGUACAGCUCUCCUUCUGAAUUUGUGCGUGAUGUUCAAUGGUCUUGCUUCGCUAUCAUUUUGAUUGGUCUGGGAACAUCUACUUUUGGAUGGUUUGAGACUUUUUUGUUCACCUACUUGGGAGAGCGACAACAGGUUAGGUGCAGAAAGCAACUGUUCAGGUCUUUAUUUUCGAGAUACCUCGGUUGGUUUGAGAACAAUCGUAACUUAGAUGGUGAUAUGAUACAGUUAAACAGAUCGAUUGAAGAGUUUAGGAGUUCAAUCAGUGAAUAUCUUUCGGUUCUUUGCAAAUGUCUCUUUUCAAUAAUUUCUUUGCUAACAAUAAGUAUGAUCUACUCGUGGAAACUAACACUUCUUAUCAUGUCAGUUUUUCCACUUUUAGGCCUAUCAAUCAUGAUUUUUGGUAAAAAGGUUGAGAAGUGGUCAAAAGUUGAAGAUGACGAAACCUCAAAGGCCAUUUCUCUGCUCGAUUGGAAUUUCUCAUCCUUUUUGUGGAUAAAAAUCAUAUUCUCUCAGAAGCUUGAACUCAAUUCGUUCUCGAAAACCUUAGAUGAUUGUGAAAGUGCAUUCAGAAAAUUCUCCAUAUAUGCAAAUAUCGUUUCUUCCAUUAUGAAAGCUCUAUCUUUCAUGUUAUUUGUUCAAAGUUUCUGGUUUGGCUCCUAUCUCGUCAGAACCAAAAAAGAUAGCAGCGGUGACGUUAUUUCUGCAUUUUAUUCUUGUUUGAAGCUAGCACUCACCAUCAGUAGCUUAUCGGUUUUAGCUGUCAUUUAUCAAAAGGCAAAUACUUCUUUUAAAAACAUUACAAAAUUCUCCUUAUCUAUUGAAUCAAUUGAGAAGUUUAACGAAACACUGUUUGUUCCAGAUGAAAAUUUAUAUGGUGAUAUCAGAUUUAAGAACAUUUCGUUUGGUUAUUGUCAAAAUAGUAUCAAUGAAGGCGACCAUCUCUCAGCCUGUAAAACUUUAAAUUCCAUAUCACUCAACAUUGAACCAUUUAAAACUACCUACAUCAUUGGCAAAUCUGGAUCUGGAAAAUCCACUAUCGCAAAUAUGCUCCUCAAAUUCUACAAACCUGAAUCAGGGUCAAUCAGUAUUGACGGUCAUGAUCUACAAACACUAGAUAAUUCCUGGCUCAGAGAUCAAAUAACUUUGGUUCAGCAGUUUCCUACAGUUUUUAAUGACACAGUAGAAAAUAACAUUUUAUUAGGUACCCCUUUUGAUGAUUUAAACUUGCCUGGGGUAUCCGAAGCCAUUGAAUUUUUUAACUUUUCUGCUGUGGUCGACAUUUUGCCGAAAGGUUUCCAAACAUACCUAGGGAAUAGUAAAGAGGAGAAAGACAAUUUAGUGCAGCUCAGUGGAGGUCAAGAGCAGAAAUUAAAUCUGGUGAAAGCCAAAUUAAGGGAUACAAACAUUCUCAUUCUUGAUGAAAGCAUCUCCGCUUUGGAUAUUCAGCAACGUGAACUGUUCAUGAAGAAAAUAAAUACAUGGAGGGAAAAUAGAACAACAAUAAUAAUAACUCAUGAGCUAUCACAUGUUAGAGCUAAUGACAUGGUUUAUGUCAUAAAAGAUGGGAGAAUAGUCGACUCUGGUUUCAAGGAUGACUUGAAAAACUCAAACUGGGAUUUCACUGGCUCAGAGAUCCAGUCUUUCACUGAAACAAUGACAUCCACUCAAAGCAAUGAGCUCGACCAUACAAAAGAUCUUUUUACUAUUUUACAGAAUACAAACUCUCUAGGUAGCCUUGAAAAGAGCGUAGGUACUGCAUCUAAUGAAGAUACCAGGCCCAAAAACGAUGCUGAAAAAAUUAACAGUAUAAGAGGACCAAUGUUCACUGCAUUCAAAUUGAUUUUGAAGAAGUUAGCGCCGAAGUACAAACUUUGGUAUUUGUUGGGAUUACUAUUCGUAACUAUAAAUACAAUUUUAACACCCAUUUUUUCCUAUUGUUUCUCACAUUUAAUUAAUGGUAUUAUUCCUAAGGCAAAAGGCGAAUUGAUAUCCAACCACGAGCAAGUCAAAUGGUCCCUGAUUGCAACGGGUAUAGCAAUUGCUAAUGGCCUCACCUUUUUUAUCUCCUUCACUUCUUUGAAUUAUGUUUCUCAAAGAUUAACCAAAAAUCUACAAUUUUCAACGUUAGCUAAAAUACUAACACAAGAUGUGACUUUUUUUGAGCAUGCAAAUCCAAGCCAACUUUCAACACUGAUAAUGAGUGAUAUGAGAGAUUUCAGACGAAUUUUUUCAUCUACUUUAUCAAAAUUUGUUUCUGGCGUCGCUGUCAGUAUUGUUUGCAUUGUCUGGACACUAACAAUAGGAUGGAAGUACUCAUUAAUCGGCUUCAGCAUGUUUCCGCUAUUCGCCAUUUUUAGUAUACUUGGCACCACAAUAAUGCGGAAGUCAGAAUUUUCCUACAAAGACAUUUUGAAUGAAACUGAGUCCAUUGUUUAUGAAAGUCGGGCGGGCAUAAAAACAAUAAUGUGCUACAAUAUACAGAGUCAUUUUGAAAACAAACUUGAACAAGGGCUCAACAUGGUUCUAUCUACUGGGUUCAAAAGAGCAAUUGCUAUCGGAUUUUCGACAAACUCAGUUUUCUUCCUAGUCAAUGUAUCGCAAGCAAUAAUGUUUUACUAUGGCUUCAAAUUGAUUUCCACCGGAGAGUACACAAUGGUUCAAAUGAUGCAAGUCAUUAUGAUGAUUUUGAUGUCUGUAACGUUCAUUGCUGAAAUUUUGUCCAGUGCACCAGGACUUUAUCGUGGUUUGAGAGUUGCUCUGAAAAUUGACCAGCUUUUAUUUAUGGAAGAAGAUGAUACACGUUUUAGAGGUGGCUACUUGACUCCUAAUUUAGAGAGCUGUCAAACUCCUUAUUGUGUUUCCUUUAGGAAUGUGACAUUUUCCUAUCCUAGCGAUCCAACGCACUCAGUUUUGAAUCAUUUGUCAAUGGAUAUUCCAAGAAAUCAACUAGUUUCCAUUGUGGGUGAAUCAGGUUGUGGUAAGUCCACGAUAGCGAGUCUCAUUCUCCGUCUGCAAUCAUUACCAAAACAGCAAUUUUCUGAGUUCCCGAGUUCUCAAAUGAUUACAGUAGACGGGUAUGAUAUAAAUACAAUUAAAAUGUCUUGGUUAAUGUUUAACAUAUCAGUAGUCACGCAAAAACAUUAUUUUUUCAAUGGUAGUAUCAGAGAAAAUUUACUUUACGGUAAUCCUCUAAGACACUCCAUCUCGGAUGAGCAGAUAUGGUCCAUCAUUGAUAGACUCGAGCUAACUUCUAUGGUAGAUGGUUUGAAAAACGGGCUUUCUUCUUCCCUUGCUGUUUCUGGUAAUAUAUUAGUUUCUGGUGGUCAGGCGCAACGACUUUCAAUAGCUAGAGCGCUUCUUCGUCCAGCCAGCGUGCUUCUUCUUGACGAAUGUACUGCUUCGCUUGAUUUGCAUAGUGCAGAAGUAGUAUUAGAUCUAUUAUGUGAGCUUAAAGAAAAAGGUCUGUCUAUCAUUUGUAUCACACAUCAGGAAAAGGUUAUACGGCGUUCAGACACCGUAAUUAUGAUAAAAAAUGGUAUGGUUGCUGAAAAUGGAGACUUUUACACCCUUUUGAAGGAAAAAGGGGCAUUAUACAGCAUGAUUACUGGGCAAAAUCAGCUAUUUGAUUAG
Molecule: messenger RNA, 4002 nt
Organism: Pichia membranifaciens NRRL Y-2026
Lineage: Eukaryota; Fungi; Ascomycota; Pichiomycetes; Pichiales; Pichiaceae
Exons: 1
Coding region: 1-4002 (1333 amino acids)
Biological process (GO): transmembrane transport
Cellular component (GO): membrane
Molecular function (GO): ATP binding; ATP hydrolysis activity; ABC-type oligopeptide transporter activity
Source: RefSeq, a predicted model, not a curated record